AUGAAGGCGGCGACCAGGGUGCUGGACAAGGAGGCCAAUCGCCUGGUCCAGAAAUGCCGGAAUGAUCCUAAGCUCAAUGAACGGCGGGACCUGUUGGCCCUCUUUAUCCAGGCAAAGUUUAGCACAGACUUUGUAAAGCAGAUGGUGCUUCAUCUCAUCAUCGCUGGCAGAGACACUACGGCCUGCUUAUUGUCCUGGAUGUUCUACGAGCUCACACGGAACCAAGACAUACAGGCAAAGCUUCAUGAGGAGAUCAUGCAGAAGCUGCCGCCAGGCAAAGUGCUGGACAUGAAGAGUUUGUCUGCAAGCGAGCUGCCUUACCUGCAUGGUGUGAUCUACGAAACCUUGCGCUUGUGGCCUCCGGUUCCCUUUGAUCCGAAGAUGGCAUUUGAGGAUGAUGUUCUUCCUGGGGGGUGGAAAGUGCCUGCUAUGGCGCAGGUGGCGUAUUCCCCGUACAACAUGGGCCGUGAUGCAAAGAGGUAUCCAGAGCCCGAG
This is a messenger RNA of Symbiodinium pilosum, 495 nucleotides long. The record is from the annotation of a GenBank genome assembly. Lineage: Eukaryota; Dinophyceae; Suessiales; Symbiodiniaceae.